AGGAGGGGACUGAGGGGGUGUAGCCCGUGGGGCUGGGCCAGCGCUUCUCCCUGAGUCUGGGUCCAGGUUAAAGGCGCCCGGGCUCAAGUCUGAGCACUGCCACUCACUGGGUGUUUCCCGAGCAGGCCUCGUGGACCUCGUGCUUCAGUCUCCCCAUCAGCACAGUGAGGAUGGGAGGAACGGGCGGAGGCCUCUCGCGGUGGCAGGGAAGGCUAAAAGGGUUAACGGUGGGCAGAGUGCGUGGGGGCGUGCCAGGGCCUGUGCCCCAGCCCCAGCGAGGGCCGGGCCGGGCUAAUGAGCAGGUGAGGCCCAGGGCAGACGGCUGAGCUCAGCGUCUAGGCCCUGUGACGAUGGCUGGGCCGGGGUGCGAGGGCCACACUGCCGGACCGCUCCUGCUCCUGCUGCUCCUGCUGCUGCCGCCCCGGGCCCUGCCGGACGGACCCCUGGUGUUCGUGGCGCUGGUGUUCCGCCAUGGCGACCGGGCCCCGCUGGCCUCCUACCCCACCGACCCGCACAAGGACGCCGUCUCCACCCUGUGGCCCCGAGGCCUGGGCCAGCUGACCGAGGAGGGAGUCCAACAGCAGCUGGAGCUGGGCCGCUUCCUGCGGAGGCGCUACAAGGCCUUCCUGCGCCCCGAGUACCGGCGGGACGAGGUGUACAUCCGCAGCACGGACUUCGACCGCACGCUGGAGAGCGCUCAGGCCAUCCUGGCUGGGCUCUUCCCCGAGGCGUCCCCGAGGGGCUCGGAGGCUGACUGGAGGCCGAUCCCGGUGCACACGGUGCCCGUGGCUGAGGAUAAGCUGCUGAGGUUCCCCAUGCGCAGCUGUCCGCGGUACCAGGAGCUGCUGCGGGAGUCCACGGAGGCGGCGGAGUACCAGGAGGCCAUGGAGGGUUGGACGGAAUUCCUGAGUCGCCUGAGCAACUUCACGGGGCUGACGCUGGUGGGGGAGCCGCUCCGCAAGGCCUGGAAGGUUCUGGACACGCUGAUCUGCCAGCGAGCACAUGGUCUUGCCCUCCCGCCCUGGGCCUCCCCGGACGUCUUGAGGACUCUCAGCCAGAUCUCUGCGCUGGACAUCAGGGCCCACGUGGGCCCGCCCCGGGCGGCGGAGAAGGCCCAGCUGACCGGGGGGAUUCUGCUGGAUGCCAUCCUUGCCAACUUCUCCCGCGUCCAGAGCCUGGGGCUGCCCCUCAGGAUGGUCCUGUACUCAGCUCACGACAGCACCAUUCUGGCCUUGUACGGGGCCCUGGGCCUCUACGACGGGCACACCCCACCAUACGCUGCCUGUCUGGGCUUCGAGUUCCGGAGCUACUUCGGGGACCCAGAGGACGAAGACGGAGGGAACAUCACCAUCUCCCUCUUCUACCGCAACGACACCAACCGCCCGCCCCUGUCCCUCAGCGUCCCCGGGUGCCCGGCUCCCUGCCUGCUAGGGCGCUUCCGCCAGCUGACUGCUUCGGCCAGGCCUCCGGCCCGCGGGGCUGCCUGCCAGGGCUCCUAUAGGCCUGCCACUGCCCCAGGUGACAGCCCUCUGCACUGGGGUGGGAGCAAGGGGUCCCCCGGACCUGGGAGCGAUGCCGCCCAGGUUCUUCCUGCAGCCACCACAGUGCCCCUGCUGGCCGGAGCUGUGGCCGUGCUGGCGGUGCUGAGCCUGGGGCUGGGCCUGCUGGCCUGGAGACCCACCUGCCUGCGGGCUCUGGGGGGAGCAGUGUGAGCGGGAAUGGGCGGCCCCUCCCCAGCAGACAUGGACCCCAACACGUGUGCUCACCUCUCUUCUGGCUGGUCACUGUCUGUGUGCGAGUGGGAGGGCUGGGCGGGCUCCCCGGCCUGGAAGCCAAGGGCGGCUGUGUGCCUGUGGACGCUUCUCACUCGCCGCCUGCACUCGCACUCUCUCUGGUGCUGGUGUGCAAGUGCGUGCACACGUCUGUGUAAAGUACAUUUCCGUACUGUGGAAGCCUGUGGCUCACGAGGGGCCACAAAGAGCCCCGUGUCCCUCCAUGCAGUUCCUUUAGCAGAGCUCAGCCCACGAUCAGCAGUAAGACCCAGGAAGGGGGCAGGUGGUCUGGCCUCUGGGGUGCCUGGCUCAGCAAGUGCUGCAGUCACGGAGGCGAGUGGGCACCUCCCUGGUCACUGGCUAGUGAAGCCAGCAGUGACCACACCUACCUAGAUGUACACUCAGAGUUCAGGUUCCCACCAUGGCACAGUCCUCUUGGACGAUGCUGAGGGAGGAGAGCUACUGCAGUAGCUGGCAGUUACACAAGUCCCCCGCGGGGGCCACACCUGCUGCCACUUUAACCUCCACGGCAAGGGGGCGGCUCUCCCACCCCACGACCUCCAAGGCCGAGGGUGGCAGCCAGGCCCCAGGAGGCAGCUGGGCUUGGUGCCUGUAGUAGGCUCGGGGAUUAGCCUGCUGGCCGACUGCCUACCACAGGCCCACCCUUCCUCAUCAGACUGCUGGAGAGCCAGGCCCGAAGGGGGGUCAGCCCACGCACCCCGCCCUGGACCAGCGCCCCGCCUGCGCCCGGACCGCACCCAACUCCACAG
Molecule: messenger RNA, 2542 nt
Organism: Chinchilla lanigera (long-tailed chinchilla)
Lineage: Eukaryota; Metazoa; Chordata; Mammalia; Rodentia; Chinchillidae
Gene: Acp4
Product: acid phosphatase, testicular
Exons: 10
Coding region: 351-1712 (453 amino acids)
Biological process (GO): negative regulation of ERBB4 signaling pathway; regulation of neuronal synaptic plasticity; lysosome organization
Cellular component (GO): lysosome; postsynaptic membrane
Molecular function (GO): acid phosphatase activity; receptor tyrosine kinase binding; protein tyrosine phosphatase activity
Source: RefSeq, a predicted model, not a curated record